UCUGCAUUUUCAAUCAUUUUCCCACGUUGAGAUCGAAAUUUUUAUUACGCAUUUUCAAAAUAAUGCUCGCGGGUGUAAGCGUGAACAACAGAAACACGCCACACCUGUAACCGACGGAAUACAUUAAUGAAUUCUUCCUCACCUGACUAUCGGUCACUUGACUCAUUUCCUGUGGAUUGAAAGAACCCCCGGUACGUUUAAAAUCGCCGAUACAAUUGCAUCCCGCGCAUCCGCUGUCGGGAUGUAAUCACGGGGACGCGGACAAAAACCCGUCAUUGUCGCUACGCGUAUUGCAGAGAACAGUGAAAGUUAAAACAGUGAACGUCUGGCCGUUGUAUAAAAUUUUUUUGUACGUUUAUUUAUUUUUAAUGUAACAAAGAUUGGAAUUACGGUACAUUGGAAAUUAAUAUACAAAAUAUUAAAAAUUUAUGGCAAAGUAAUUAAAAAGAAAGAAAAUAAACAAGGAGGUAAUUAUUAUUGUUGAAAGUGGCAAUAUUGUAUAAGAAGAAUAAGAUCGAAAUAAUAAGUGCACAAUUUUUAUUAAUUCUCUUAUACUUCGUAAUACGGUAAAUAAAGGUUCUGUUCGAGCGAUUUUAUUAUAAACAGCACAAAUAUACGGUUCGAUGCAGUGAAGUGGAAGAAAGGAAGAAAAGGAGGCUUCCUGGAACCAGUACGAUGCAAGGUGCAACACGUGCUGCACGACAGCUGUUUUCCGGUUUAAAUUUGGACGUUAAGUUCAUUUUUAAUUUCGCGCCCGGACGAACUUUCAAAUAAUAAUAAUUACAAUAUGACAUGAGGUGUAUCCUUCUUGUCUGCUCUAAAUUCGCGAGCCAUUCAUCGAACAUGCGCGGUUUAUUUAUAUACGAAAGUCACGUUUCAGAGAAUGCGAUCCGGCGAAAAUAUUAUAGAUCAUCAAGAAUUGUAGACAUUUUCUGUAUUCCAUUGUUUAAAAAUUAAUUAGAGCUUUGACAUCAGCACAAGAAAGACUAAUGCAUCUUGAUAGGCAAAUUAUUUGCAGAUAGCCUGUUAUUUCUUCUCGUUGUAAGAAACGAGAGAAAAAGGUAAGAAGAAAUCAAGAAAGAGUGGCAAAUUUUGCGUUCACCGUCUAGCUAUGGAGGACGAGGACUUUGGUUUCGCGAAGAGGACAGACAAUGUCUUAAAGGUUUUCAUUGUUAAUAAUGAACAAUCACACAAAAAUACAACUUAUAACGUUGGACAUCUAAUCUGUUCUCCACCUAAGACAUCGGAAGUCGUUGGUGGAGGUGGAUCAACGACACCAGCGCCUCUGAUUGGGGCCGGAAGCGAGGGCCCUCCACGCGCGUCAACCGCCGCUGGCUCAGUCGUGCCCAACACGCCAAACAUACCGAACGUGGUGGAGUACCAUCUUAAAGUCAAGCCUAGAUCAACGACAAGGCACUGCCGGCUCGAUAACGUUCCCAGAGACCAGCCUGUAAAAGAGAUGAAGAAGGAGAAAGUGACUUCUGACGAUAAAAAGAAAGAUCUCGUGUCGAAGUUAUCACGUCUGUCAAUAGAUAAUAAUGUUUUUGAGGGCUCUACCGAUCUGCCGCAAGUAUUUCAGGUGAAAUAUUUGGGAUCCCAUGAUGCAAGAGGCCUCUGGGGCAUCAAGCACACAAGAAGGCCCGUCGAUAAUAUGGUUUCUGCUGCGAAGGCUUUGCCGACUAACACAAUGCUGCCUCUUAUCAAGCUAGUAGUCUCUCAGGAGGGAGUUGCCUUGCUGCCGCUAGACAAAAGGAAGCAAGAUGUCAAUUUAUCCAGAAUGUAUCCUAUUGAGACAAUAUCCUACGGAGUACAGGAUCUAGUUUACACUAGAGUCUUUUCCAUGAUCGUUGUUCGCGAGACGGAGAACUUCAGGAGAAUCUCACCAUUCGAAUGUCAUGGUUUUGUCUGCGAAUCGAAAUAUUAUGCCAGGCAAUUGACAUACGCUCUCGCUGCAGCCUUCGAGGUUUACUCCAAGACCGUAAAGGCUCAGGAAAAGCUGACUGGAAUCAGCGUAAACACCGCCAGGAAGAGAUUUGCGAUUGACCUAAGGAGCCCCGAGGAAAUUGAGGCGGAUCUUACGAUGGAUUCCGAAGCGUAACUUUCGAAAUCUAACAUUAUUUAUUAGAUUAAGAUACAAGUAGGUAUAAAUUUUUAAUUAGAGGAGUUUAAAAAAGGGGCAUUUAAAAAAAAUCUACACAAAAAAUAUAAAAAAAGAGUUGAAAGCAAUGAGUUUAUACAGUUAUUUCGAAAACUAUUUCGAAAUUUGAUUUUGUAUCCUAUAUAACGCGAUGUAAAAUAUAUUUUUUUUUAUAUACCUCAAAUCAUAUUUUUUUAAAAAGGACAAUGCAGGGUAGAAAGUA
Molecule: messenger RNA, 2360 nt
Organism: Acromyrmex echinatior (Panamanian leafcutter ant)
Lineage: Eukaryota; Metazoa; Arthropoda; Insecta; Hymenoptera; Formicidae
Source: RefSeq, a predicted model, not a curated record